GCCGCGAAUGUCAAAACUGACAAUUGGCUUGUUUUCUAGUCACACUUUGCAGCCGGUCGCCGCCUGAGUUUAAACUCGAAGUCUCGUACAGUGUUUCUGCAUUAUGUCUAGUGAAAACAAAUUCGAGGACGAGGUCGUGGAUAAUAAGAACAAGCGAAUGGUGCGAUGCCAGUUCUGCGAAUCGCUGAUGCUGCGGCAACAAACUGCGAGCUUCGAGAAACAGGAGUAUGAUCUGCCCCUGAUGCACCAGAAGAAUUCUCGGGCGCCCGGAGAGAUCGAGAAGGAGACGUUGAGCGGCUUUUGGGUGGUCGAGGACAUGAUGACGUUCGAGAACAUUGGAUUCUCCAACACUUUGGAUCGGACGAAGUUUCUCAUCUGCUGCGACUGCGAAAUGGGACCAGUUGGGUAUCAUAAUAUCGACACAAGAGUUUCAUAUGUUGCGCUUAGUAGGGUUCGUCAUGUGGAUUAAAUGUUUUAUAUGGAAA
This is a messenger RNA of Hermetia illucens (black soldier fly), 485 nucleotides long. RefSeq names its product guanine nucleotide exchange factor MSS4 homolog (gene strat). The coding region runs from base 104 to 469 and encodes 121 amino acids. Gene Ontology annotation, cellular component: cytosol; membrane. The transcript has 2 exons. Gene Ontology annotation, biological process: small GTPase-mediated signal transduction; post-Golgi vesicle-mediated transport. Gene Ontology annotation, molecular function: guanyl-nucleotide exchange factor activity; zinc ion binding. NCBI's taxonomy places the organism in Eukaryota, Metazoa, Arthropoda, Insecta, Diptera, Stratiomyidae. The record is from RefSeq and is a predicted model, not a curated record.